AUCCUGAGCACAGAUCUGCGCACCGAGCAGCAGCUCUGAUUGCGCUCAGCAUUCCGCAGCAAAACAACAACCAAGGCAUUUAUUUUUUAACGAAAACAAAGACCGAUAUGUGAUGUAUGGAAUGGCAGCGUUGAGGAAUCCAUCAACCUGACCAAUGUUACUCAGUUGGUCUCAAAUGGACUGAAUCAAAUCCACAGAAUAUGGACGGAAUAGGAAAUCAAGCAGGAUGUAUUGUCAUGUUACUGCUCCUUUUGCUAAGGAGCAUCCCUGUGUUGACGAUGCCACAGGAGAAAGAUGAGUGUCCGCCCGGGGAAUACAAAACAGAUAAAGGAAUAUGUUGCAACAAAUGCGCUCGUGGUUUUAAGCUGGCAGAUGAAUGUCAUUUUAUAGGGCACAAAAGUAACUGUGUACCUUGUGAUGCUGGUCAAUUCUUAGACGAGAUGAGCUUCUCCAAAAAUUGCAGAAGUUGUAAACGCUGCAAAGCAAAAAAACAUGAACAUCUGGUAUCGGCAUGUAAACCGGAAGCAGACACUAUUUGUCAAUGCGACGAAGGCUACUUUAAAUAUAGAAUUGACACAGAGGCAUACGACUGUCUCAGAUGUCGUACAUGUAAAACUGAUGAGAUACAAAAAAAGCCCUGUACACAUGAAAAUGACACCGUUUGUGAAUGUAGGACGAACUUCUUCAGAGUGAAGAAUACGUGUAAACCCUGCAGCAGUUGUACCCCGGAAUGCACACAACUCUGUUCAACUACUGGUGCGACAAAAGCUCCUCAUCCUUAUCCUGAUCUUACCGGUAUAAUUAUUGGAACUGUGGUCAUGGUGGUGGUCUUGCUGAUAUUGGGAAUUAUCAUCACCCACAUGGCUACAAAACGGUUUGUCAAGAAAAAGAUGCGGAGUCAGUCACUGUGUCUAUCUGAAGAAUCAAAGGAACAAAGCAAGGAUUUCCUGAUCAAUGCCAAAAGUCAUCCGGAGGAAAUGAGUGUGAAAACUGUCGUUGAAAACUCUUUGGGUGAGCAGGAGUUAUGCAAGCUGCCUGACUGUGUCCCGAUGAUCCCUGACCUUAUCUACACUGUGCUGGAUCUGGUUCCUGUGCACCAGGUAAAGCAGCUGGUUCGCUCUCUCGGUGUAACCGAUAUGGAAAUUGAGCAAGCAGAGAUGGAUCACAGGUUCUGCCGUGAGGCUCACUACCAGAUGCUACGGGUGUGGGCCCAGGGGGGCUCGCGGACAAUUGCCGGAGUAAAGGGUGAAACUGUUCACCAAUCGCUAUUAGAUGAGCUCUUAGACAAACUGAGACAGAUUCACCUCAACCGGGCAGCCGAGGAACUGGAGGCAAAGUAUACCAUUCAGUGAUAUAAACUGUGCCAACCUGCGGUUAUAAAAACAACACCUAUGAGACCAAGUAUUGUUCGAUAAGAGACCCUGCAAAGGAUGCUUUGAAACGGAGAUGGUGCUAAUUCACAGCAGUAGUUUUAUUUCACAGAGACAAAGAGCACAAUCUAUGAUCUUCAAAACCCUUCACUGUGACCAACAAAGAAAUGCUUGCUGCAAAUCAAAGACUGCAACAAACUGGGACAAAUUCGUUCAGCUUCAUCAAGAAGUAUUUUUGCUGUAGAUGUUCUAUUGUUUGAGAUUUAAUUUCGAUGGGAAGUUUGACAUAUGUUUAGUUCACCAACUAUGAGGAUAUAAUUGACCAAUAAUAGCACAAGGCUAAGAAACAACGGCAAACAGCGGGUCUCUCUCAAUAAAAACUAAUGUUGCUUUCCAUUUAUCCGAGAAAUCAGAAAUAUUGAGAAGCCCCAGUGUUUAGACAAUUUAUCUAGUUUUUCUGCAGAUUGGUCUGAAUUGGAACUCAAAGUCUUUAAUUUCAUACUUUGAUUGAAUCAGGAAAUAACCGAUUUGUGUUUUUUUCCCCCUUUUAGUAGCAGCAGGAUAAUAUGGUUAUCUUUUUACUAACCGACUUACUUUUGCAUCUUUGGAGUUAAAUCAGGCACAUUUACUAUAAUUUUAAUUGCAACGAAAGCAAAACAUUGUAGUUAGGAAACUGCAAGCAUUUCCACGAUAACAAACCUUUAUGUGUGAUAACAUUCGUUAUAAAGAUCUAAAUGUUUACCUGGUAUCAUUUAGCAUCAGAAGAGUUGACAGAGAAGAUUGUUGAGUUUCAAAAACUUCAAUGACGCUAUGUUGCAGUUUUUCUUUAAUUGUUAGUAUUUUCAUUAUGUAAUAGUUUAAAUUGAUUUAAUAGGUUUGUUAUUCAAUGUUGCACAUUUCAAGUUUUUUAUUGAAUAAUAUUGUUAUUUUACACAGGCUGCAAAAUAACAGGACGUUAUGCUGUGUUUAAACAAAGGUUUGGGUUGCAACAACUCCCUAUAAAUGUACAAAAGUUCUGCAUUUAGAUUUUAUUUUGAGAUGCACCAAUCACGCUUUAAGUGGCGGUUGGUUCUGAUUCAGUGGUUCGCCCCAUUUAAGUGAUUUAAAGCUGUUGGUUGAUGCAUCUACAUACUGAAGGGGGGUUCUUUUCUUUAUUUUUCUUUUGCAGAGAAAAUACUUUGUGAUCAAACCUUUUGUUAAAUACUUUAUCUGAAGUUAAAGUUUAAACAGCUUUUCUAAUAUCAAAGGGACAAAAUUAAGUCAUUUCUUAGUGAGAAUAUUAAUAGAUUUUUCACUUUAGUAUUGAUCUUUUGAUGAGAGUUUUGUAUUAGAGACAUUUUAUAUUUUCAGAUAAGACUUUGUACUAUAUUGCAUUUUCACAUAGCUUUAUUUUUUGUAAUGAGGACCUUAAUGGAUUUUCAUUCCUGUGUCAUUUAACUGUAGUCACCUAAGCUAUUUGUAUUAGUUUGUAGAUGUUUUUACUAUUUUGUAACAUGUAGAGUGUUUUUUUCCCCCUUUUUUAAGAGUUAAAUGUCAAAUAAAAAAGAGGAGUGGUUUACCAACAUAAUACAUCAAAGCUGGUAAUAUUUUCGUAGCAGUUCCCUGUUAUGCUGGAGAAGGGAAAAAAGUCAGAUCUACUUUAUUGUGAACAAUGAAGCCGGGGAAGUGUUUUGUUCCUCCUCAACAUACAGUAUACCACACUCUGUUGUGUUUUACAGUCUCUGCAGUGCCUCGGCAGCAUUCUUUUAAUCCCCAAUCAUACAAGCAUUAUUCAUGACACACCUUGUCUCAAAUCUUAUUCAGCUUUUAUUUUACUGCCAAUCAUGUAAGGAUCUUGGGACUGAAGAAGUGCAACUCUAAAAACUUUUUAUUUUCCAUUCUGCUUGACACUGUGUUUAACUGUUGUUUUUAAUAAAA
This is a messenger RNA of Cyprinodon variegatus (sheepshead minnow), 3287 nucleotides long. RefSeq names its product tumor necrosis factor receptor superfamily member 1A (gene tnfrsf1a). Gene Ontology annotation, molecular function: tumor necrosis factor receptor activity; tumor necrosis factor binding. The transcript has 10 exons. Gene Ontology annotation, biological process: inflammatory response; signal transduction. NCBI's taxonomy places the organism in Eukaryota, Metazoa, Chordata, Actinopteri, Cyprinodontiformes, Cyprinodontidae. The record is from RefSeq and is a predicted model, not a curated record. Bases 201 to 1352 code for a protein of 383 amino acids. Gene Ontology annotation, cellular component: mitochondrion; membrane raft; signaling receptor complex.